Molecule: messenger RNA, 576 nt
Organism: Rhopalosiphum padi (bird cherry-oat aphid)
Lineage: Eukaryota; Metazoa; Arthropoda; Insecta; Hemiptera; Aphididae
Product: zinc finger SWIM domain-containing protein 7-like
Exons: 1
Coding region: 1-423 (140 amino acids)
Biological process (GO): double-strand break repair via homologous recombination
Cellular component (GO): Shu complex
Molecular function (GO): zinc ion binding
Source: RefSeq, a predicted model, not a curated record
AUGACUAGUAAGUUACUACCUGCAAUAGUCCAUGAAGUAUUGGAUAAUAUAAGAAAGGAUUAUGAACAACGAUCUUGUAUUGAAGAAUUAUUAUUAAGCUUGAACUCAGUUUUUGGUUCGACAUUAACUGAACAUGCUCUUGAACUAAUUGAUGAUGGUAGCGUAUUUUUAAUUAUAAGUCAUCAACGAAGUAUACUUCAAAUAGUAGGCUCAAGAGGUGAUAUUUAUACAAUAAUGGAAACAGCUAAUUUUUGCACAUGUAAUUUUUUUAAACACCAAGUAUUGAAAGAUAAAGCAUUGUGUUGUAAACAUUUUUUAGCUGCUAAAGUAGCAUUAAUUUUAGGAAGCUUCAAAACCAAAAAUGAGACACCUGAAGGUAUAACUUCAAUUAUGAUUUCUGCAUAUGGUAAUCAAGAGUUUUAAUGAAUAACUGUAUUAUUUAUUAUAAAUAAUUUUAAAUUAAAUGAUAUAUUUAUAUAUUAUAAUUUAAUAUUGUAUAAAUCGUAUUAUAUAUAGUAUUAAUAAAAAUAAGUGAAUGUCUAAUUAUUUUACAUUUAAUAAAUGUUGAGAAACCUA